Messenger RNA from Melanaphis sacchari, 873 nucleotides. RefSeq lists its product as uncharacterized. Lineage: Eukaryota; Metazoa; Arthropoda; Insecta; Hemiptera; Aphididae. The transcript has 3 exons. Bases 132 to 716 code for a protein of 194 amino acids. The record is from RefSeq and is a predicted model, not a curated record.
UGUGUAAAUUUUAUAUAUUAGUUUAUGCUAACGUGCUGUGUAAAAUAUAAACGUUAAUAAGGUUCGUUUUCCCUGUAGCGUCAAACAGUAGCAUUCUACAAAAUAGACGCAAUGUUCUAUGUCCUGUACUAAUGCAGACAGACUCGACGGACGACCAAUCGGCGUGGUCACUAUUUAAAUGUGCAAGAGACAAACAUUUUUUUUCGAAUGCUGCAGAACAGCGAAAGUUACCACCGCCUACAUACUUGGACCGAACCGUAUUAGAACGAAGAUUCCAACAGCUAGAAAACAAUAACCAGUUGACCGAUGGCGAUGAGCAACCGCGGAUGAUGAUCAACAGUUAUUCAACUGAGAACGCUUGUCUGAAGCGAACGAUUAAAGAGAUCGAAACCAAAAAAAAGUACGAAGUAAAGAUAUGCAAGGAAUACAAACAAUUACAAAAAGAUUUUACGGCGUUAAAAGAUGAGAGCAUGCAGAUUUUAAACUACAGUAAUCAGGUGACCGACGAAAAGUGGCGACGAAUCGCGGAUUCUAUUCAGAACUAUUUGAAAAGAGUCCGGGAGUUUUUUGACUGUGAACGGACACAUAUCAACUCGAUGGCUGAUACGUUGACCUUACGUGAUAGGACCUUAGCAUUGGAAAAGUUGAAAAAAUUGUAUACAAACCAUGUGUCCCAAAUGGACGAGUGGAUAGAAAUAGUCGUAUCUAAAUAUUAAGUAUUUUUAUUUUCAUAAAAUAUAUUUUAAAAUAAAUCCUAUAAGAUAUUGAGUGCCGCCUAUGGACCCUAAACAAACGAAUGACUUUUGUGAUUAGGUUUUUAUUACCGAUAUACUGUAGUACAUUCAUUAUUUCGAAAAAAUAUUUCUUAAUAUA